AUGGCCGGAAAUGCAUGGCAAGCAUAUAGCCUGGUGAUUCGCAGUUGUGUGGCGUGCUUUGUCGAGGCGGCACAGGUAAAGGUGGAGGACGUGCCGGAGAUGGACUUCGACGUCUGGGUCUGUUUCGUCCCAGCGAUCACCUCCUUCUUCUUUUGCUUCACGGCGUCCUUGGGCAUGAACUUGAUGCGAAGACCCAUUCCGGGCUUAGCCUUGCUCUACAUCGUUUGCGCGUCCAUUCUGGUGGCUUUCCAAGCCGAGUUCCUACAAGCUUUGGCAGAACUGCGAUCGCUGGAGGACCCACGGAUUCAAUCGGCGGUCUUCGAUUCUGGAAAGCUCUUCAAGGAAGGGUCGAAAGCCUUCGACUAUGUCUGGGAAAAGGAAGGCUGCCAGCUGAUCGUCCCGAUCUCACAGCGGGCUCAGCUCGCCAACUUGACCGAUCUGGCGUCCAUCAUUGAUGGCCCAACUGUGGCGCCUCUGCAGAACGUGGCCUUGCGAUGCUUGGAACGACCUCUGAGCCCAGCCUCCUUCCUGGCACGAAAGGUAGCACAGGAGGCGGUUGCCUAUCCCCCCUGCGUGGUGUUGCACCGCGCCCGCGCGCGGUCGUCAUCCCAAGAAGGUCGGCCACGCUCGGGCUCGUCUCGAGCCUCGUCUCGACGCUCAUCCCGCGGACCGCGCGGCGCCGCGCUGGCGCCGCUGGCGCGAGAACGAAGUCCUGAACGUUUCGAUGUGCCGGAGCAGCAUAAAUCCAGCUGGCUACCGCGUGAAUUUGAGGGCCUGCGAAGGGGCCAAUCAGCCAGGCCAUUCGAAAACUCAGAGGAACUGUUGAUGGCUCCGGCUUGUUUGAUGCGCGGAAGCCACCUACCAGGUAGAAUACCGAAUUCCGGCUCUAUGCCUGCUCUGCCAGAGGGCUCUCCAAGGCGUGUGAAACAGGCCCAGACUCUGCUGUCUUUGGUGGCCGAUUCCAGGCCCGGUAACCACAAGAGGGAUCCACAUGUUGCGCAAUGCCUGCAAGGAAUUGCACGGCGUACUGCGAUGGUGACCAAGGGGGCACGACAAAUUGCGGAGAUGGGCUACGAAGAAGAAGAACUACCUAGUCGCCGUUUUUCGCCAAAUUGCGCCAUGGCUGUUUUUGAGGUCUCUGAUGCCGUGAAUCCGGACACCUUGGAGGCAUUCCAAAUCCAGCAGAAUCCAGAAGAACUGCAGGAUAUCUCCAGGUAUUUGAGAGCACCCAGGUGCAACGAGCCAUUGACUCUGAAGGCUUCGCUUUUCCCUUCCAUUGUACAGGAAUUCUGCCUAUCUCAAGAUUCUCGAAGCUUCAAGGGACGAGUGCAGUCCUGCCAAACGGCCGGCCUCGAGCUGCUGUGGGAAAACACGGAUUCUGCAGAUCGGAACUCCCUAUAUUGUAGCUGCUGGGUGGCCGUCUUUGACUUGAUUGAGUCUGUGUUCCUUUUCACUUCUUCGAUGCUUUUGAGCUAUUGGACGGCGGUGCUCUGUGUGUUGUACGUGGCCGUAGAGCCCUGCUUGCUGAAGAGGGGAGCCGCAGGUCAGUUGGAGGCGAGGCCGUUAUGGGAUGAAAAGGGGAGUGAACAAACAGAGAUAUCCAGAAAAGUUAGGGGAUUGAACAUCGAAGAAUGCUGA
Messenger RNA from Cladocopium goreaui, 1638 nucleotides. NCBI's taxonomy places the organism in Eukaryota, Dinophyceae, Suessiales, Symbiodiniaceae. The record is from the annotation of a GenBank genome assembly.